AACUUCAAUUUAAAAAGACAAAAAAUUACAAAAAGGAGUUUCCCUCCUUUUUGUAAUUUUACAGGAAUUUCAAUUAAAUUUAAUUUGAAAUUACAUUUUUCAGUUUAAUUUACCAUAACAAUGAUAAAUUAUAUAUAUACGUUAUGUCACAAAAAAAAGCUGCAAAAUACCUACUACGAAAAAAGAUAUGAAUGUUUGAAACCUCACUGGCAGAAAUCGUUAAAAAUACACAAAAAAAAUAUCUCGAAAGCUAUGAAAAAUCGCGGAACAUACAUGGGGUAUUUUCGGAUAGCCCCAGGUGUGAGGAAUCGAAAAAAAAUUGUUGACGUCACAAAUUGGACCACCCUGUAUGUAUUUUAGCCGUUACCCUAAUAUCCCAUAACACACGCACACAGUGCUUACUUUGUAUGUGUUUGAAAUAUUUAUUCAUAGGUUGUAGAGUUAUUUUUAGGAGGUUUCCGUACCUCAAAAGGGAAAAAAUGGAACCAUUAUAGGAUCUCUUUGUUGUCCAUCUAUCCGUCCGUCAUCUGUCUGUCAAGAACCUUCAACUCAGGAAUGCAUGGAGGUAUUGAGUUGUUAUAUGGUUUAAAUUUCAAGCAAGUUAAUAUAGUUUUAUUUAUUACAGCUAGAGCGUAAAAAAUAAAAUUUCUAAAGUAACGUAAAAAAAGAUGUUGCCUCUGUACCUAUAAAUUUGUACGGAACCCUUGGUGGCGAGUCCAUCUCUAUUGAUCCGCUUUUUUCUUCUUCUAAAUACUUUGAAAUGAUAAAAUGCAUUAUCAUUUGAAAGUGUUUACUAAUAUUGGAAGCACUCAAAGUCGGAGGAAAUUCUCCUGAACAAAAUAUUGAUUUCAUGAUCUUCCUUUUAUUUAAAAUGCUAUGUUAUUAGGAAAAGAAUACUUACGAUUUACCUCUUCGGCGGUUAUCAUAAAAUACGUCAUGUGUUUUUUUUACAUUUCACCAGUUAGACUCGUUAGAUUGUGGCAGGCGAUUUAAAAAAAUCUGUAAAUGCAGUUCUACUUAUUAUUACAAAUAAAAUGAUGUCUUCUUCGUAAAAUAUCUUUUCUUCAAUAUUUAAUAUAGUUUCUCUCCGUGUAGCAUGCCCAUGGGACGCUCUGUAUAUAUACUGUCUCAAAGAAUUGGGAAUCGUCACAAUGUUUGUAUGUUUAUUAGGAAUCAAAUACGCUUAUUGUUAAACUAUGCAUACUUAAAAUAAUCUGAUUUAAUACAAUAUAUUUGUGAUAGUACAGUUACAUUGAGUCUAUAAAAGAUUAUAAUAUUAACUUAAUUCCAAGUCAAUAUAGUUAUUUACAGCCCAUAUGUAUGUACAUAAAAUUAUCAUCAAUUUUUCGACCUUGAAAUUUCUGGUGGUUUUGCAGAAUUGGGACAUCGAUAAGACCAAAAUAAAAGAGUUACAAAAUAAACUAUCUCAAGCGUCAUUAGAAAUAGAGCAAUCUGCAGAAAUUAUAGAAAAACUCAAACUGGAGAAUAGGAGACUAAAAACUAUUUCUGAAGAAUCUAGCGAGUAUCAAGUUGGUGAUAUUAAAAAUCAAAGUGAUGAAAAUAAAGAAAAACUUAUAAUUAAUAAACUGAAAAGGAAAGUAAAGACUUUAUCAAUAGCACUUCAAGAAGCCGAGGAGAUGAUAGUCAUAAGGGACAAAGAGUUGGCUGAUAUCGGGUCACAGUUGCAACUUAUACAAUCCGAUGAGGGGAUAAGAUCCCUACUAGAAGGUUUAAAAUAUAAGAAACGACUAUUGAAAACCCGGGAUGAAGGUAUUAAAUCCAUGGUGCGCGAAAUAAAUGAACUCAAUCAACUCGUAGAAGAUUUGCAACUAGAAAACGAAUCUGUCAGGAUUAAAUAUAAUGUGCCACGUAAUGAAGUUAUACCAACUAAAGGUAUAUUGAAAAGAUUAUAUGAAUCAGAAGAAAAUUUUAAAAAAAUAAGCAAAGCCUUUAAAAAAAUUGAAAAUAAGGUCACUACAUUAGAACUGGAAAAUCAUGUCUUAAAAAACAAAUCUCGAAAUUUUUUAGAUAUUCUAGUUCAAUUGGACUGUGACAAAGGCAUUAUCGAAAAAAUUGACAAAAUAAUUAAUAGUUCUGACGUUCUACAACCAAGAGAUAACAAAGAACCGAAUAGACGUAUUGGUGCAGUAUCCACAGAUGUCACAUGUGUGAAAACUUGUGAUUGUAAUGCGGAAAUGCAAGCCAUAGCGGAUGAAAAUGAAGGGCUAAGGAAAGGAUUGCAAGAAAUCUUAAACUUUUUGAAAGACAACAGUACUACUUCUUCAGGAGUAUUAACUCUACAGUGUCCCAGUUUAGAUGCUGUUUUACAAUCCAUGGAGGCACGGCAUGCUGCCGGGUGGUUUGCUCCUCAUAUGUCUACUGUUAUGGAGCUAAGAGCAGCACUUGGUGGAAAAGAUGCCCUUUUGACUGCAUUACAUGAAGCUAGAAAGGAAACUUUUGGAGUAAUGACACAACUUUCUAAAGAGACCCAAAAAUCUACAGAACUAGAAAAGAAACUGCAAGAUAUUGAAAAACAACAAGAAUCUGAAAAUAAUAACAUAAAUGAAGAUACUGCUUUUAUGAAUUCGAGCAAUUCGCAAAGAAAAUCAAGCAUUGGCGAAAUCGGUUCUUGGGUGUCAUUUGAAGAUAAUACUAUUGAUUCCUAUACUCAAAAUGAAAUAGAAAAUCAUAUUUUAAAAAGAAAUUCCUCUUAUGAGGAGUAUUUGAAAAAAGGAUUAAAUUACUUUCAUGAAAAGUUUCGAACCUUAUUUGAGAAAAUGACAUCUAUUGUAGUUCAAACAGCGGAUCAACAAAAUCAUUGGUCAAUACAAGAAGAGCAAUAUAAGGCACAAAUUCAAAAUCUAAGGGCACAACUCCAACUAGAAGAGGAAGAAGAUAUCAGCGAGGACUCCCCUGGUCUUAUUGCCCUACCUAAUACAUCCAUUUUAGAUAGAAAAUGCUCUUAUUUGGAAGAAUCAUAUAAGUAUAUCAGAACAUUAAACGAAAAUAUGAAAAAUGAAAUUUUAGAAGGCAAAAAAGAAGGUUUACUCUUGAGGCUGGAAUACGAAACUCAAAUUCAAAAAUGUAUGCUGGUUAUCGCAAAUCUUUUUGAUAAACUUCGUUAUUCAAUAUCAAUUGAAUCAUUUUGGAAACAAAAUGCUAUUUUAAAUGAAACCACUACAAAGUACAGGGAGCUAUUGGAAGAAAACUGCAAAAAAUACGAAAAUAUUGAUCUGAUAAAAUUGCUAGAGCAAAACAAAAGUGAAAUUUUGAAGAUAAUACAAGAUAAUUUACAAAAAGAUAAAAAAGAGGAAGAUAAAUUCAAAAAUUUGCUAUCUACUUUUGAACAAUUUACUAACGAGUAUCAGAACAACAAAAUUGGUGUACAUUUGGAUGAAAAGAUAAAACUUUUAGAAGCUCAAAAUAUUCAUCUUCAAAAAACACAGGCAAAAAUCAUUGAUGAGUCUUUAGCUAAAGAUACUAAAGAAGAAAUCGACCUUUUAAAGAGUCAAUUAAUAAAAUUAGUGUCCGACAACAACUUACUUAAGGAACAAUGUCAACAUAUUGGAAGUCAAUUAGAUGUCGCCUUACUAGAGUUACAAGAUAAUCAACUAAGGCAAUUCAGUCAUGAUAUAGAAAUCAACAUGUUGAGACAUCAAAUACUUGACUUACAAGCAUCAGGAGACAACAAAGCCAUCAUUGCAAGAUUGAGUAGUGAAGUAUUAGUUGCACAUUUACAAACGUCGGAAAAUAAUAAAAAGAUAGAAAGGCUUAGUAUAGCAUUAAACAAAGAGAAACAGUCUAGGAUCGAAGCAGAAGAAAUGCUGGAAGCUCGUCAGAAGAUUUUUGACAUUUAUUCUAUGAGAUAUGAAUCGAAAUUCAGAUAUAUAUACGAAGUAAUGCAAAUACUCAGACAACAAUAUCAUGGAAGCUUACCAAUAGCGUCACUUGAAAACUAUUUGCAUAAAAUGGAAGAUUUAACCAGAAAAACUUAUGCAGCUAAUGAAAAACUGGAACAAAUUGAAAAUUUGCAAUACAAUUUGAUGACGAAACAUUCAGUAUAUGAACAAGUUCUGGAUUUAACCAAAAACAAAUGCAUAGAUGAACAAGAUGGAUGCGCUCAUAAGCUCAAAUAUUUAGUUUUGGAAAGAAUGCGCUCUAGAGAAGAAAGUCACUGUAGCCAAAAACUUGAAGCACUAGAAAAAUCUAGACAGGAUCUCAUACUAUACUGUAAUAAAGUAGAAAAUACCCUUGUUCUAGUGAAUCAGGGCUUCGAGAAACCGGCUUUAAACAAUUCUAUUAAAAAAGAUGUUAAUAACAAAAAUGAAAUUGAUAUAGAAUUACAAGACGUUCAAUCUGACGAUGAAUCUCAAAGUAGACGAAGCCGAACGAUCACUUUAUCGAAACCACAAGCUCUCAACCCCAUUAAUAAAAAACCUACUUUAGAAACCAAUAUAUCUCAAAAGCCAAAAAUAGCAAUACCAACUGAAACGAAGGAGGGAAGUAAAGUCACACAUAAAUUUGUACAAACAGAAUGUGAAAAUAGUCAGAAGUUUAAAAAAAUAUCUAAGUCUAUUCAAACUGCUCCUGAUGACAAAAUAAUUAUACUGGAAGGUCAAGUAAGGCAGCUUAAAUCAGAAAACGAAAACAUUAAUAGUGAUUUAUAUAACGUGAAAAAUUCAGCUUAUCAAAAAGCUCAAGACAUUAUUAAUUUGAACUCACAAAAACUUCGACUUGAAGCACAAAUUCAAAAUAUGAAAGAUUUAAAUAGUGAAAAAGAAAAGUUAAAUAAAAAUUUACGUAAUACUAUUGACGAACUGAAAGAACAAAUCGAAGAACAUAAAAUAUCUGAAAUAACGGAAAAAAAUAAAGUACGAGAUGCUGCUAAUGAAGAGAAUAAAUCAUUGAUUCUUGCUCUCAAACAACUGGAAAGUGACAAAAACAAUAUUGUCGCAGAAUAUAAGAAGUUACUACAAACUGAACGCGAUCAGUAUUCAAAAUCAAUGAAGGAUUUUAAUAGGAAACUUGUAGACCUUCAAUCAAAAUUAGAUAGCAAAGAAAGUGAUACCACCGCUUCUAAAUCAGAUGCCGUCAAAGAAGUUAUCAGUAAAUACACAUUGAAAAUAGAAAAUCUUGAAGAUACUUAUUUUAAAACUAAAAGUGAAUUAGAAAGUAGUAGAACAGAAAUGAUGACGUAUCAAAGUGAAUUGGAGCGCUGGAAAGAGUUGGCUAUUGAAAGACUAGCUAAAAUGGAACAACUGAGUUCCCAACUCGAAGAGCGACAUUGCCAUGAGGUAGAGUCAUACAAAGCGGAAAAUCAACAUUGGCUAUCACAAUUAAAUGAAACGCAACGCGAGCAUUUGGAAUUGCGCACACGGCUAUCUGAGCAAAAAACUCUGCACAUGAAACAGUUGGCGGAUAAAGAUUCAAUCAUUGAACAACUAAGAUCAUCCGUGCAUAAUUUGAAAACACAAAUUUUAAGCAUGCAGACAAUGAUAUCGGUUAAUGAUCCAAGUUUCGAUUUGUCCGCUAUAGUUGAGGUUGAUGAAACCAGUGAUGGUUUAUCUCAGCUUGGCUCAGAGAGGUUGGAAUUAAAGUUUGACUCCGCCGUAGAUAUACAUGAGAUGCAAGAUGACCUCACGAGGAUGCCUGUAACUUCGACUGCUAUUUGGCAAGAACCCGUGCUUGAGCGUUUACGUCGUGAGAAGCAGUUGGCGAGUAAACAGAAUGCAAUAUUGCGACGUCAGAUAAAAGCACUCGCGGCACGGGAGCGGCGCGCACGCCUCGAUGCGCAGAACCUCAAGAACCAAGUGUUUAGGAUAAGCACAUCUGGUAGCAGAGUAGCCACUGCGGAGACCGCAGCACUCCAAAGUAAAAUCGCAUCACUCCAGGCUCAACUAAUUAGUGCAAGACGUGACACACAUUCCUCUAUUACUCUAUGGGAUAAAUGGAAACGGGCACAACAAUCAUCAGAUCGCUGGCAGGCUAGAUACGAGGACAAAUGUCAAGAAGUAAAGAAAAUGGAAUCUAGCAUGAACCUCGCCAAAUCCGCUGUGGUGAGAUUAGAGAAAGAGAAACGAGUACUUCUUGCCAGACUUGCUGACGAGAAACAAGAGAGACAACUUACCAUAGAGAAACAAGAUAUGGAAACUUUAGAGAAAUCAUCUCGUUUAACAGAGACGGAACGAUCUGUCUCGCCGUUGCCUGUACCCGAGCGAGCUCUUCUCGAUAGGGUGCAAGCUCAGCAACGCAGGAUUGCUGCACUAGAAGUUGCUGAAAAGGGCAAUGAAACUCUUAUAUCUGAAUAUGAGAGAGAGCUUGCUGAAAUCACUUCGUUGAAAGGACAGGUGUUGAAAUUGGAAUCAACGUUGUUAGAAUCACAAAUUCGAACACCAAUAAAAACUAAACAAGCUCAGCCAGAGCUGGAAUACUGGAAAAGUUACUGCGAUAUGCUUAAAGAAGAGAACGUGCAGCUGAAUAUAAGAGUAAACGCUUUGGAAACAACACCCACCACCGCCAAUCAGCACCGGGUCAAUGACCUUGAACAGACCGUACUUACACUGAGAGGUCUAGUUGGCAAACUCCAGGCAGAACAAAAGUCUACAGCAAUUCAGAAACGUGGUGAUUCUAGACCUGGCAGUGGUAAAAGCACUUCUGAUAAGGGUCGUAUUAAACAUGUGGACACCUAUCGCAUUGAGAUAGCCAAUCUCAAGCGCAGUAUAGAAGAUAAAGAUCUUCUGCUGGAGAAGUCUAAAGAGAUGUUGAAAAUAGCGGCAGAGAGGGAGGACGAAUUAUUGAGAGAGAAUGUGUUCUUGCGACGUCGUUUAGAAGAACUCACAAGCCCUAAGGCAGGAUUUCUCUCCGCUUGA
Molecule: messenger RNA, 6869 nt
Organism: Chilo suppressalis (striped riceborer)
Lineage: Eukaryota; Metazoa; Arthropoda; Insecta; Lepidoptera; Crambidae
Source: the annotation of a GenBank genome assembly